This is a messenger RNA of Orbicella faveolata, 1990 nucleotides long. RefSeq lists its product as uncharacterized. The record is from RefSeq and is a predicted model, not a curated record. NCBI's taxonomy places the organism in Eukaryota, Metazoa, Cnidaria, Anthozoa, Scleractinia, Merulinidae.
ACAAUAGAAAAGCUGAAAUCAUUAAUAAGUUGGUGGGAGAUCAUUUAGGGAAAUCUUAUCACUUACUUAAACCAAGAUCAAGGCUUUCUUUUUCUAAAAGUUACUAGAAGACGUAACUAACUCCGUCCAGUAUUAUACAAAGACCCGAAGGAACAUGGAUCGUGGCAUCUGUAAUGGCUGUAGAUCACUGUCAAGGAUAUCAACUGUGUUAGUUGUUGUUGUGGUGUCGCUUGUUUUGCGAUCAGUGUCAUCAAUAAAACUGCCAGAGGAGACAUGUAAACCAAGACCAGUGGUGGUUUCUGUGACUCAAGAUUACAGACCAUACCACAUAACAGUGUAUCGCUGCUCCGGAACUUGUGAUGCUAACAUACCACCCAGCCAAAAACCAUGUACAGCAGCUAAAAAGAAAGAAAUAGAAGUCGAAUUUACGGGUCCAUUAGGACAGCAUCACAAGACUAUCAAAAUUUAUAAUCAUACAAGUUGCAGUUGCGAGUGUAACUUGGAAUGUAAUUGGGCUGAGGGGGAGCGGCUAGAUGGAGAUAACUGCAGAUGCCUAAAGGGGCCAAGUACUGACAGAUUUGUUGGUGGCCAAAAAAACAGAGGAUGUGCUUCCAUACAAGAUUGGCCUAGCUGCUUUGGGAUUCGUUACCGCAUUGAUUCUGGUUCUGGUUGUGUGCACAAAACGAAAGCAGGUUCUAGAGAGUGUGAAAAAAAGCUGCUGCAAAAGAGACCCACCACCAGCAGCAGCAGUGGAAGCAGCAGUCUAAAUAUAACAGUAUUGAGUCACAGGAUGGGAAGCAAGAACAAGUUAAACAUCCACUUCAAAAAAUGGCAUUUGCCUGUACUGAAAUGCCAAUCUCAAGUACAAGACCAGCUCUGAUUGCUGUUAGUUUUUAUUGUGCACAUGUUCUAGGGAUUUUUAAAAGAUUUGGAAAUUAAACUAAUGCUAUGUUUAACAUAAGAAGGUAUGCACCAAAAUCUAGAACAAAUAAACUGGUUGAACAUACUAGAUGGUUUACAAUAUUAGCAGUGAUUUAAAAAGGUCCAAAAAAAGAGUUUGGUUUUUUAUUUGCUUUCUUAAUUGAACUUGCAAGUACAUUUGAUGAUUGUACAUGUUGUAGAUGUAGAAUAGUUAUUUAAGUAUCUUUAAAAGUAACUUUUUUAAGCCUCUUGAUUGAGGAAUCAUCGCAUACUGUAAAUAACAGGUCCGUUUAAUUUAUAUAUAACAAACUUAAGGUAGACCAAAUACUUAUAGCUCUUGUGACAAUCACAUUAUGCAUCAAAACGCCACUCGUGUAGUUCGUCUUUAGUACACAAGCAGGCAGCGUUUCCUUCUCAAAAGAUAUGUAUUUCUCAUAGUGAAGAUGAAUUCAUUGCAGAGCCCGAGGUUUAUUCAUUUACCACUAGACUCUUUACAGAUGAAAACAGUUAUUACUGACAGAAGAAUCCUUUUGGAUUCAAAGUUGUUCACUUAGGACGUUUAGUAAACCAUGAUUCCCUCAGUAGAAAGGGAUAAACAUAAUUAUCAGGUAGAUUGAAAUGUUGACACAUGUUGGUAUAUUACAGCGUACAUGUAUUACAUAUAAUAAGUGUACCUUCUAUAAGGCAGAAUCCAGUAGGAUUCUAAGUGGUUCGUUUGACCAUUAGAAAUUCAAGGUCAUUGGGAUACCAGUGAUAACAAUGCGUAUGCAGUGUUGAGCAUGCCGUUGUUUUUGUGAUAAUUAAGUAGCAAGUCAUUCAUUGUACAGUCUGGAGAAUUCAUAGAAUUUGUAAUUCAAACAUUUUCAAGAUUGCCCAUAUUAAUAUUAAAUAUCAGUUUUUGAUCUUUCAUUGACCAACAGAACAUACAACCUUCAGUUUUGUCCUGUUUUGGGGGGGCAAUAAUGAGAAUCAUACGAAAGGUCAGGUUGUAUUAAAUAACUGAUAAUUGCAUAAUAUUGUGUACAUGUAAGUACAUUUGAUGGAAUAAAACAAAUAAUUACAGUGUUUC